AUGGAUGGAGUCGAAAGCAAAUCAGGUCGGUUCACAGGUGUAUUUGUGAUUGGAUGUUCAAGCAGAGUAGAUCUCAUAGACAGUGCGUUGUUACGUCCAGGAAGAUUCGAUCAUGUUUUGGAAUGCCGUGUGCCAAAUGAGGAACUCAAACACUGCGAUGUCAUGAAGUGA
Molecule: messenger RNA, 171 nt
Organism: Ostertagia ostertagi
Lineage: Eukaryota; Metazoa; Nematoda; Chromadorea; Rhabditida; Trichostrongylidae
Source: the annotation of a GenBank genome assembly